Molecule: messenger RNA, 1970 nt
Organism: Tarenaya hassleriana
Lineage: Eukaryota; Viridiplantae; Streptophyta; Magnoliopsida; Brassicales; Cleomaceae
Product: cytochrome P450 84A1
Exons: 2
Coding region: 79-1638 (519 amino acids)
Biological process (GO): lignin biosynthetic process
Molecular function (GO): iron ion binding; monooxygenase activity; heme binding
Source: RefSeq, a predicted model, not a curated record
CCAAGGUGGCAAAAGCUCACCAAAACCCAUUUCGGAUUUUUAUCAAAAGCAAAACGCAGACGCCAUCAAGAUUACAAAAUGGAGUCUCUAUCCCAAACCCUAAACCAAGUCUUGGACCCUCCCACGGCUCUCAUCCUAGUCGUCUCUGUGAUCAUUUUCCUCGGCCUCGUCUCCCGGCGGCGGAGACGGCCGUUCCCUCCCGGCCCGAGAGGGUUACCCAUCAUCGGUAACAUGUCCAUGAUGGACCAACUCACGCACCGUGGCUUAGCCAAAUUGAGCCAAAAAUACGGUGGUUUGUUCCAUCUCCGGAUAGGUUUCCUCCACAUGUUCGCGGUCUCGUCCCCCGACGUGGCCCGACAAGUCCUCCAAGUCCAAGACAACAUAUUCUCGAACCGGCCUGCGACCGUCGCUAUAUCGUACUUAACGUACGACCGAGCCGACAUGGCCUUCGCUCACUACGGACCCUUUUGGCGACAGAUGAGGAAAGUCUGUGUAAUGAAGGUUUUUAGCCGCAAAAGGGCUGAAUCAUGGGCCUCUGUUCGAGACGAAGUGGACAAGAUGGUCCGGAGCGUCAUGGCCAACGUCGGUAAGCCCGUGAACGUUGGAGAACUUAUCUUUGCCUUGACGAGGAACAUAACGUACCGAGCCGCGUUUGGCUCGGCUUGCGAAGAAGGACAAGACGAGUUCAUUAGGAUCUUGCAAGAGUUCUCCAAGCUCUUUGGAGCGUUUAAUAUCGCAGAUUUUAUACCGUAUCUUGGUUGGAUCGAUCCUCAAGGACUAAACAGGCGUCUAGUUAAUGCCCGUAAAGCCCUAGAUGGAUUCAUAGAUGACAUCAUCGAUGAACACAUGAAGAAGAGGGAGAGGGAAAAGCAAAAUAUCGCUGAUCAAGAUGGAGAUACGGAUAUGGUCGAUGAUUUGCUCGCGUUUUAUAGCGAAGAGGCUCAGCCGAACGAGUCGGAUGAUACUCAGAACUCGAUCAAGCUCACUCGUGACAACAUCAAAGCCAUCAUCAUGGACGUGAUGUUCGGAGGAACAGAGACGGUGGCGUCGGCGAUAGAGUGGGCCCUGACGGAGCUUAUCCGAAGCCCAGAAGACCUGAAAAGGGCCCAACAAGAGCUCGCCGAAGUCGUGGGCUUUGACCGGCGCGUGGAGGAGACGCACAUGGAGAAGCUCACCUUCCUCAAGUGUUGCCUCAAAGAAACCCUGAGGCUUCACCCUCCGAUCCCUCUCCUCCUCCACGAGACGGCCGAGGACGCCGAGAUCGACGGUUUCUUCAUCCCGAAGCGGUCACGGGUCAUGAUCAACGCCUUCGCCAUCGGCCGCGACCCGAAUUCAUGGUCCGACCCGGAGAGAUUCGACCCGUCGAGGUUCCUGAAGCCUGGCGUGCCCGAUUUCAAGGGGAGCAAUUUCGAGUUCAUACCGUUCGGGUCGGGUCGGAGAUCGUGCCCGGGUAUGCAGCUCGGGUUGUACGCUCUCGAUUUGGCGGUGGCUCAUCUCCUCCACUGCUUCACCUGGGAAUUGCCGGACGGCAUGAAGCCCAGCGAGCUCGACAUGAGCGACGUCUUCGGCCUCACCGCCCCCAGAGCCACGCGCCUCGUCGCCGUGCCAGCCACGCGACUCAUCGGCUCCGUUUACUAAAGGACUCUCGGUCUGCGCCACGUGGCGACGGAGGACGGGAUUAGAAUGUGAAAAAGACGAAAAACGCCCUGGGGUGCACAAGUGGAAAGUCGGCUCCCCCGUCUCUUUUAAUUUUUAUCCUCAUUUCAUAUUUUUUUUUUUUAACCUUUUAUGGGAUUUCGUUUACUUUUUUUUUCUCGGAAAAUAAAAGUAAAACUUUCUCGAACUUGCAUCUGCUUAAAAAGGGAACUUGUAAGUUGUAAAUGUCUCUCUGGCUGUCGUUCUAUUUUUUACUUGUGGACUUGUUGUUUCAUAAUGAUAAUAAUAAUAACAAUCACCCACGUCAUUUUUCA